Molecule: messenger RNA, 1576 nt
Organism: Glycine soja
Lineage: Eukaryota; Viridiplantae; Streptophyta; Magnoliopsida; Fabales; Fabaceae
Product: MATH domain and coiled-coil domain-containing protein At3g58270-like
Exons: 4
Coding region: 212-1345 (377 amino acids)
Molecular function (GO): protein binding
Source: RefSeq, a predicted model, not a curated record
UUGACUUCACUCUCAUUAUUUCAUACUACUUCUUCCCUUUAUUUUCCUUCCAAUUAUUCCCGGUCCUCACAUUCAUGACCUGCAUAUUUAUACAUUUUUCCAUUGUCCCGGCAACGUUGGUGACGAGUGCGACCCUUUGAGGAGCUUGAGCCAAUAUUUUGGUUAUCCAAUCUUUUUCUGCAAUCUUAGAUGUAGCUACUAGAAGUGUAGAAUGGACAAUCAGAAGGGAACGAGUAUUAGUUUUGAGACAUUCACGUGGAAAAUUGAAAAUUUCUCAAAACAGAACACCAAGAAACUACAAUCCAAGGCUUUCCGAAUCCGAGGUUAUAAAUGGCGGAUUCGUUUGUAUCCAAUAAUGAAGAAUGUUGACCAUUUUUCAUUAUAUUUGAUGAUUGCGGAUUCUUUACCUCCGUAUGGAUGGAACAGAAAUACGUAUUUCAAGUUGGCUCUAGUUAAUCAAUUGGAUGUCAAUAAGUCAGUUGUAAAGGAGACUCAGCAGAAGUUCAAUGGUGGAUAUCGUAGCUGGGGCUCAUCUUUUGUGAAUCUUAGUGACUUCUAUGACUCUAAACAAGGCUAUCUUGUGAAUGACACAUGCAUCAUUGAAGCUCAUGUUUGUGUCUCAGAUCUUAGCACUCUUGAAGUUGAAGCUAACAAUUUGAACAAAAUCACUCCAACCAAAGACUCUAAAUUAGGUGAUCAAGCAGCAAGUAAUUCAGAAUCCACACAGCAGGAAGAUGAUAAAGAAACAGAAACAGAAAUAUCAGAUGAGAGUGAGACACUUAGUUCUUCAACCUGUGGGUCUAGUCAAACAGAAGGGGAAGUUCAAAGUUCAGAUUUGACACUAAAAGACCUUUUAGAUUUGGCGAGUUUAGGAAAAGAAGAGGCUGCUUUUGUUCCACUGUUGGAGGAGGCAUGCAUAUGGCAUCCUUCCCUGAUAAGGAGCCAGAGGAAAAGUUCAAGAUGGUUUAAACUAUGGGCAUUCACAUCUUUGGGCCAAGUUCUGCAUUUACUCAAGACAAGUAAGGUGAAGGAUAUGAAUGAAGAUGCAUGCAAUCGCCUUCGAGGUUUAUGGGAAGAACUUGUUAAGCACUCCGGAUUUCAAUUGUCUUGGUUGGAGCCUUAUGUUCAAUCUGCAUUGGGUAUGGAAGCUCAUUUGGAUAAAACAGGUGAAGUGAAUAAACUCAAAGACAGUGUGGUUGCUUUGGAGAUUAAAAUGAAGAAGCUGAGGGGAGAAUUGGAAGCUGCAGAAGCUGAGUUUGAGGUAGCAAGGAGGGCCUUGACUGAAGCACGAAAAGGUUUCAUAGAGAUGGAUUUGAGUGCUGAUUUAGGAUAUGCCAUGUUUUAGCGCAUUGCAUAUAUAGUGAUUAGUGAACUUGAUUUUUCUCAUAAGUUCCAUUUCCUUGCAAAUUAUGGUGGGAAAUGCCUUGGGUGCCCGCUGCUAAUACUUCUCUGUAUGUUUGAUACUUACAAUAUGGGGUAUGAUUUUGGCUGAUAACUUUUUUGUUUACACAAAGCAAUUGUAGAUGUUACCAUUCAAUCAAGUUUAUGUACCAUUGCUUUGUGACUUUUGCUGCUA